AGGCUAGUCAUUGAAUUCGAAAGAGAAAUCACAGAACAAAAAUAAAAAUGGUAGCAGUUGGUAUUGAUUUGGGCACAACGUACUCCUGCGUUGGUAUCUUCCAACAUGGCAAAGUGGAAAUCAUUGCAAAUGACCAGGGCAAUCGCACCACACCCAGCUAUGUGGCCUUUACCGAUUCGGAGCGUUUGAUUGGUGAUGCUGCCAAAAAUCAGGUAGCCAUGAAUCCAAGAAACACCGUCUUCGAUGCCAAACGUUUGAUUGGCCGCAAAUAUGAUGACCCAAAAAUUAUGGAAGACAUUAAACAUUGGCCCUUCAAGGUGGUGAGCGAUUGCGGCAAACCCAAGAUCUGUGUGGAAUUCAAAGGGGAACAGAAACGUUUUGCUCCCGAGGAGAUUAGCUCAAUGGUGUUGACGAAAAUGAAGGAGACUGCUGAGGCGUAUCUAGGACAAAGUGUAAGUGAUGCGGUGAUCACGGUGCCGGCCUAUUUCAAUGAUUCCCAGAGGCAGGCCACCAAAGAUGCUGGGCGCAUUGCAGGUUUGAAUGUUCUGAGAAUCAUUAACGAGCCCACAGCUGCCGCCUUGGCUUAUGGCCUCGACAAAAAUCUGAAAGGAGAACGCAAUGUGUUGAUUUUCGAUUUGGGUGGUGGUACCUUUGAUGUCUCGAUUCUGACCAUUGAUGAGGGCUCCUUGUUUGAGGUGCGAGCCACGGCCGGUGAUACCCAUUUGGGUGGUGAAGACUUCGACAAUCGUCUGGUCAACCAUUUGGCCGAUGAAUUCAAGAGGAAAUACAAGAAAGAUCUACGUUCCAAUCCCAGGGCUUUGCGCCGGCUUAGAACUGCUGCGGAGAGGGCCAAACGCACACUGUCUUCAAGCACUGAGGCCACCAUUGAAAUUGAUGCCCUAUUCGAUGGCAUUGAUUAUUACACCAAAGUAAGUCGGGCCCGUUUUGAGGAGUUAUGUGCCGAUCUAUUCCGUCAAACACUGCAGCCGGUGGAAAAGGCUCUCAACGAUGCCAAAAUGGAUAAGAAUCAAAUCCAUGAUAUUGUCUUGGUUGGUGGUUCUACACGCAUACCAAAGGUCCAGAAUUUGUUGCAACAAUUCUUCUGUGGCAAGACAUUGAAUUUGUCCAUUAAUCCCGACGAAGCUGUGGCCUAUGGUGCAGCCAUCCAGGCAGCCAUAUUGAGUGGUGACAAGAGCAGUGCCAUACAAGAUGUUUUGCUGGUGGAUGUGGCUCCCCUCUCGUUGGGUAUUGAAACGGCUGGCGGUGUAAUGGCCAAGAUUAUUGAACGCAACUCACGCAUACCAUGCAAACAGACGCAAACCUUCUCCACCUAUUCGGAUAAUCAGACCGGGGUCACCAUUCAGGUGUACGAGGGUGAACGUGUCAUGACUAAGGAUAACAACCGCUUGGGUACCUUUGACUUGUCCGGCAUACCACCAGCUCCACGUGGUGUACCCCAAAUUGAGGUAACGUUCGAUUUGGAUGCCAACGGAAUUCUCAAUGUCUCGGCCAAGGAAAUGAGUUCUGGAAAUGCUAAAAAUAUUACCAUCAAAAAUGACAAAGGACGUCUGUCGCAGGCGGAAAUCGACAGAAUGGUUAAUGAGGCCGAGAAAUAUGCCGCCGAAGAUGAAAAUCAACGCAACAAGAUUGCUGCCCGCAACAAUUUGGAAAGCUAUGUGUUUGGUGUGAAGCAGGCCUUGGAUCAGGCCAGCGGAGACAAGAUUUCGGCCCAAGAGAAAGCUGAGACUUUGCGAGCAUGUGAUGAUACCAUCAAAUGGCUGGAUGCCAAUACUAUGGCCGAACGCGAAGAAUAUGAGGAUAAAAUGAAAGAGAUCAGUAAGAUCUGUACGCCCAUCAUGACAAAAUUGCAUGGCGGUGGUGGUCCAAGUGCUGCAUCAUGUGGUCAACAGGCAGGAGGAUUUGGUGGUGGCCGUGCGGGUCCAACUGUAGACGAAGUCGAUUAAAUACAUUCGAUUUUUGUUAUGUUAUCGUAGAAGUUUAUGUCUCAUUGCCAUUGUCAUACUUCCAUUCUUGUGAUUUUAUUUAAAACUAUACUUUAAGUAGAAUAACCAAUUUAAUUUAUUUCAAAAUCAUU
Messenger RNA from Musca domestica (house fly), 2095 nucleotides. RefSeq names its product heat shock protein 70-like. Lineage: Eukaryota; Metazoa; Arthropoda; Insecta; Diptera; Muscidae. The transcript has a single exon. Gene Ontology annotation, molecular function: ATP hydrolysis activity; ATP-dependent protein folding chaperone; misfolded protein binding. The coding region runs from base 48 to 1964 and encodes 638 amino acids. Gene Ontology annotation, cellular component: cytoplasm. Gene Ontology annotation, biological process: cellular response to unfolded protein; protein refolding. The record is from RefSeq and is a predicted model, not a curated record.